Pungitius pungitius (ninespine stickleback) is the source of this 1879-nucleotide messenger RNA. RefSeq names its product Smad nuclear interacting protein (gene snip1). Gene Ontology annotation, cellular component: nucleus. The transcript has 4 exons. Bases 145 to 1257 code for a protein of 370 amino acids. Lineage: Eukaryota; Metazoa; Chordata; Actinopteri; Perciformes; Gasterosteidae. Gene Ontology annotation, biological process: miRNA processing. Gene Ontology annotation, molecular function: mRNA binding; protein binding. The record is from RefSeq and is a predicted model, not a curated record.
GCCGGAAGCGGAAGUGAGUCAUUUUGAGCACAACAGUCGAAGUUUGUAAUCGCGAGUUAGCUCUUGUGUUUUUUUGAACGCCUUUGUUAGCACGGCGAUGUGUGUUUAGUUAAAUAACCGUUGGAUUGUUUUACACAUAUCAGAAUGACCAAAGAAAAGCGACACCGGAGGCGGCAAUCACCGGAGCGCGAGCCCAACGUUCAGAUAAAGCAGGAGCAAGUGAGCCCCGUUAGGCCACAGACAUCCCGCCGCUCGAGGUCGAGAUCCAGCGGCACCUCGAGUCCACCGAGGCGGCGAGCGAGCAGGUCCCCCGCCCGGCCGAGGGAGCGUUCCCCGGGGAGGAGAGAGACGUCUCCGGUCAGGCGAGGCAGCAGAUCUCCCCGAACCAGAAGGAGCCGCUCCCCCCCUCACCGCGGGGCCGAUGGCAAAGUAAAGCGGGAGCGGGAGGAGCACCGGGCCGGCGGCGAUGAGCGGCGGCGGCGAGACGAUCAGCCGGAGGAGAGGCGGAGCAGGUGGGAAACCGACAGGCCGCGGGAGAGUGGCCGAGAACGACAAAGGGAGCGAGGCGGCGGCGGCGGUGGUGGCGGCGGCGUGUUUGCCUCGCAGCAAGCCGAGAGGCAGCAGCACAACGAGCGGCGCAGGGAAAACCGCCAGCGGCGGGAUGAAGCCCAGGAAGCGGACUCGGGAGAGCCCGAGGGAGCGGGCGACCCACCUGCUGAGAAAGAGAAGCCCAACUUUGGACUUUCGGGGGCGCUGACGGAAGACACAAACACAUUCCGCGGGGAGGUGAUCAAGUACAACGAGCCGCCCGAGGCCCGCAUCCCAAAGCGCCGGUGGCGGCUGUACCCGUUCAAGAACGACGAGGCCCUUCCCGUCAUGUACAUUCACAGGCAGAGUGCCUAUUUGUUGGGGCGACAGCGAAAGAUCGCCGAUAUCCCCAUCGACCACCCAUCCUGCUCCAAGCAACACGCCGUAUUCCAGUAUCGGCUGAUGGCGUUCACGCGAGCCGACGGCACCAGCGGGCGCAGGGUGCGGCCGUACAUCAUCGACCUGGGCUCCGGCAACGGCACCUACCUGAACAACCAGCGCAUCGAAGGCCAGCGCUACUACGAGCUCAAAGAGAAAGACGUCAUCAAGUUUGGCUUCAGCAGCCGCGAGUACGUCCUCCUGCACGAGUUUUCCGAUACGACCGAGGUGGACGCCAAGGCGGAGGGGGAGGAGGAGGAGGAGGAGGACGACGAGGGCCUCGACGAGUAAAAGGCCUCGCUUCGAGUCCCUUCAGAUUGUCAAAUCUCACCAUCAAUGCUCAUCGGAUGGCUGUGUCGGCGAGGAACGGAGCCCAAUGGAGAGGAAAAUGUGGUUUGAUACAAUUCUAGUACACGGCCGGUUUGUAUAUUCUGUAAUUACUGAACGAUUGCUCAAACCUGCCACGACUGUCUCUCAAAGAAGACUUCCUACUCUCAGGUUGACUGUGUAAUGUCUGUCUGACUCGUUCACACCCGACAAGUGCUCACAACGCCACGUGCUCGGUGCCAGAUGAAUACAAUAGUUAGUUAUAUAUAUAUAUAUAUAUAUAUUUUUGGAUCACAGCGCUCAGUUCAGUCUAGCAGGAGACUAACCUUUUGUCCAUGUCCCAGCUGUAAAUGUCAACGUACGAUACGUGGAAUGUGAAUCACAUUAUUGUCGAGAGUAAACCAUUAGACACACAACAUGGAAUCAUAUGACCUUUUUUUGCUUUCGUAGUGCAGGGGGGAAAUAGUCAAUGCUGGAAUGUCCUUCCCGCUGUAUGUAUUCUCAGACUUCCGUGUUUUUAUUUUUGUUUGUUUGUUUCUGAAGACAAAAGCAUUUGUGUACUGUAAAUAAAGACGGUGGGAAUUUG